GGAGAGCGCCCAGGGCGAAGUUCGAGGCCGUUCCCGCGCUGGGUCCCGCCGUCCUCGCUGCUCCCGCCGCGCCGAGGGCCAUGGCGCAGCCGCCGCCCGACGUGGAGGACGACGCCUGCCUACCUGAGUACCGCCACCUCUUCUGCCCCGACCUGCUCCGGGACAAAGUGGCAUUUAUCACAGGCGGUGGCUCUGGGAUUGGGUUCCGGAUUGCUGAGAUUUUCAUGAGGCAUGGCUGCCACACAGUCAUCGCCAGCCGGAGCCUGCCAAGAGUGUCUAUGGCUGCCAAGAAGCUGGCUGCUGCCACUGGCCAACGGUGCCUCCCUCUAUCCAUGGACGUCCGAGCGCCCCUAGCCAUCGUGGCUGCUGUGGACCAGGCGCUAAAGGAGUUUGGCAAAAUCGACAUUCUCAUCAACUGUGCAGCUGGGAAUUUCCUGUGUCCUGCCAGUGCGUUGUCCUUCAACGCCUUCAAGACCGUGAUGGACAUCGACACUGUUGGCACUUUCAACGUGUCCCGUGUGCUCUACGAGAAGUUCUUCCGGGACCAUGGAGGGGUGAUCGUGAACAUCACUGCAACCCUGAGUAACCGGGGGCAGGUGCUCCAGGUGCAUGCAGGCUCAGCCAAGGCAGCCAUGGAUGCAAUGACGCGGCACUUGGCUGUGGAGUGGGGUCCCCAGAAUAUCCGUGUCAACAGCCUCGCCCCCGGCCCUAUCCGUGGCACAGAGGGAUUCCGGCGCCUGGUUGGCCCCCAGGCCAGCAUGAAUACAGAAGUCCUGGCGAGCCCCCUGCAAAGGCUGGGGAACAAGACGGAGAUCGCCCACAGCGCACUCUACCUGGCCAGCCCGCUGGCAUCCUACGUGACAGGGGCCGUGCUGGUGGUUGAUGGUGGGGCGUGGCUGACGUUCCCAAAUGAUGUCACGCGGCUGGCGGAUUUCGAAUCCUUCUCUGCUAAGCUCUAGGUGUUCUGUCAUAAGCAACAGAAAACAGACUAAGACAGUGACCGUCAGCGAGCCAGGAAGUGAGUACUCCCCAGGAACUGAACUGGCUGACACCUUGAUCUUGGCCUUUUUAGCCUCCAGAACC
Messenger RNA from Propithecus coquereli (Coquerel's sifaka), 1083 nucleotides. RefSeq names its product 2,4-dienoyl CoA reductase 2, peroxisomal (gene DECR2). Gene Ontology annotation, molecular function: 2,4-dienoyl-CoA reductase (NADPH) activity. The record is from RefSeq and is a predicted model, not a curated record. Gene Ontology annotation, biological process: fatty acid catabolic process. Lineage: Eukaryota; Metazoa; Chordata; Mammalia; Primates; Indriidae. The coding region runs from base 81 to 959 and encodes 292 amino acids. The transcript is spliced from 9 exons.